Erinaceus europaeus (western European hedgehog) is the source of this 2035-nucleotide messenger RNA. It is a transcript of the gene MAX, whose product is annotated as MYC associated factor X. Bases 177 to 704 code for a protein of 175 amino acids. The record is from RefSeq and is a predicted model, not a curated record. Gene Ontology annotation, cellular component: RNA polymerase II transcription regulator complex. Gene Ontology annotation, molecular function: protein dimerization activity; DNA-binding transcription factor activity. The transcript has 6 exons. Lineage: Eukaryota; Metazoa; Chordata; Mammalia; Eulipotyphla; Erinaceidae. Gene Ontology annotation, biological process: positive regulation of transcription by RNA polymerase II.
CUCGCCCGUGUUGUGUGUGUGAGUGAGUGAGUGAGCGAGUGAGUGAGUGAGUGAGUGUGUGUGUGGGGGGACUCGGCUUGUUGUUGUCGGUGACUUCCCCCUCCCCUCCACCCCUCCCCCUCCCCCGCCGCAGCUGCAGUGGCCGCUCCCUGGGCCAUAGGAAAUGAGCGAUAACGAUGACAUCGAGGUGGAGAGCGACGAAGAGCAACCGAGGUUUCAAUCUGCGGUGGGGACUGGGGUUUGAACCUGCAUCAUUGCUCAUGGCAGUGUGUGCAUUCAACCAGGCUGACAAACGGGCUCAUCAUAAUGCACUGGAACGAAAACGUAGGGACCACAUCAAAGACAGCUUUCACAGUUUGCGGGACUCGGUCCCAUCACUCCAAGGAGAAAAGGCAUCCCGGGCCCAAAUCCUAGACAAAGCCACAGAAUAUAUCCAGUAUAUGCGAAGGAAAAACCACACACACCAGCAAGAUAUUGACGACCUCAAGCGGCAGAAUGCUCUUCUAGAGCAGCAAGUCCGUGCACUGGAGAAGGCGAGGUCAAGUGCCCAACUGCAGACCAACUACCCCUCCUCAGACAACAGCCUCUACACCAACGCCAAGGGCAGCACCAUCUCUGCCUUCGAUGGAGGCUCAGACUCCAGCUCAGAGUCAGAGCCUGAAGAGCCCCAAAGCAGGAAGAAGCUCCGGAUGGAGGCCAGCUAAGCUGUGGGGCAGGCCAGCAAUAAAAACUGUCUGUUUCCUCCGUCGUCUCAUCCUCCUUUCAGUUCAUCCUUAGAACCCUCAAACCUAUAUAAGAGACUCUCUAUUUGUUUUUUGGUUUUUUUUUUUUCCCCUCUCUCUUUUUAAUUUUAUUUUUACAUAGAAGCUCUUGGACAACAGCUCUCGUUCUCCUUCCCAUGGUUCACUUUUUUUUUUUUUUUUUUUUUUUAAUUUCCCUUCAGGGAUUCCCUGUCCCCACCAGGAAUUUUUAAACCAAAACACCCCAACUUGGCAGCUUUUUUCUGUGGAGGACAGACAGCCGGCCGGACCUCUGAGCACAUGGUGUCCUGACCACCCACCAGCUCCUCCUGCCCUGCCGGGCACAGGACCGGAGGACUCCUGCCCCUCUCAGGCCUCUCCUCUUGGGCCACCCUCACCUCUGUUUGAUAGACUUUGUGAAUCUGGACAGCUCUACUUGAAGAAGACAACCAGUUUGGAGUGAUCAGAAUAGCCCCCUUCUUCAGGAUUUUUUCCUUCUGAAAAGCUGUUUAUCGCUCCUUGAAAGACCAGAUCCUUGAAGAACAUUAUUGUGUAAAAGGAAGUGGGGACAGAUUUGCAGCACAGAGGCUUUGGCCUGUUUCACUCCUGCUUCUUCAGCCAGGCUUAGGGAGGGCCUCAUGAUGCUCAUGUGGUUUGCGAUGGGUACAGAAGGCAGCAGUGAAGCCGUAGCCACCAGAGGGUGGAAGAGGUUGGGUCAGGGCGGGAGGAUUGGGUGGGGUAGAAGUUUUAUAUUGAGGGCCAGUGAUGAUGUUUUGAUAUUUAUUUCCUGCUACUGAAAUUCGAAUCCGAGUGAAUUGUCCCUAUCUCUGAUGAUGUCGGUUAUUGCAAAGCGACAGAUUCAUAAAGUAAUGAUCAAAUCUUUCUUUCCGUGUGUAUUUCUAAGAAAUAGAGCCAACUGAUCUUGUAUGUAAAUACCAAGAGCGAUUUACCUGGUACUAAACCCGCACUUCAGUGCGGACCCUUCCUUGCCCUCAUCCCACUCCCUUUCUGACUGCCCUGGAACCUGUCCCUGUUAUAUGAUCCAGCCCUGGUUCUGGCUGUGGUCGGCAGAUCCCAGUGAAGGGUUUUGUGUGUUUAGGCCUCAUUUCUUUGUCUUUUUCCUACUCUGUUCUGGCAUUUGCUGAUUUCUAGUGUAUACUCUGUAGUCUCAGUCCGUGUUUGAUUCCAUUCCAUGGAAAUAAAAAGUAUGUUGUACAUACUGCCGAAGAAUUGUCUUGCAAGUUAAGGCUUCCCCCUUUACUAUAAGACUAUAAAUAAAAACUUAUUUUAUCCUU